UAGAGUACACACGCGGAGUUUAGAAGAAAGAUCAGAAGAUAACACACACACACACACACACACACACACACACACACACACAAUUUAGCAGGUAUUCUUCCUCAUACAUGCACACACACACACCUCCUCCACACUGUUAAAGGACUGAUGCGUGAACGUUGUGUUUCUAUUCCCGUCAUCUGAGGAGAAAACUCCAAGCAGAGAGGGGAGAAGAAGUCAGACUGCUGCUGCCUCUGUGUUGGAUUCACUCUGACACAGCUUGUGUUGCUGACGGAGGCUUCAUGGCUGAAUGAUGACUGUCAGUCUGCCGGGUGCCUGUGAGUGUGCAAGUGAUUCUGCUCCAAUGGAGGAUGUUUCCCAGCGGACCCAGUGACUCCCAUUGCCGCCCGUGUCUCCUGCUGGAUGUGGACAGCCUAGGAUGGAAGACCCACCACGUGCUGCUCUGAGUCACUGCAACACAACACGCUCAACUCCCACAACUUUGGUCGUCUUGUCUCCUCCGCGUUCGCCGACACAACCAGCUGCUUCGCCACCGUCGCUUGACAGAUCACCAUCAGGGCGUGACAAGAUUCCAGGAUGUUUUUGAGGUUCCGCCGAUUACGGAGAUGCCAAUGUGUGCAGCUGAUGACCACCUGCCUGGUGCUGUCGGUGGUGAUGGUCUGCUGGGAGCAGCUGGACAACAGUGUUGUCAGUCACGUCAAGUCCUACUCCUACCGCUACCUGGUCAACCGCUUCAUCUACAUCAACAAGAGCUUCACCAUCCCACGCGAGCAGGCGAGAGGAUUCAGCAACUUCCGCUACCUUCUGGACCACCCAGACAAGUGUGCUAACAAGGACGUCCUCCUCCUGCUCUUUGUCAAAACGUCCCCAGAGAACAUUGAGAGGCGUAAUGCCAUCAGAUCCACCUGGGGUAAUGAGACCUACAUCCAAAAUGCCUUGGGAGUGACUGUCAGGGUGGUGUUUGCCCUUGGAGCACCUCGGACCAAAAUGGAAGAGCCUUCAUGGAGUAAGAGAAGGGGGGUGGGCCUCCAGGAGCAGCUCAUCCACGAGGACCGUCUCCAUGGUGAUUUGAUCCAACAGGACUUCUCAGACUCUUUCCACAACCUGACCUUAAAGCUCAUCCUGCAGUUCCACUGGAUGCACAGCCGCUGUGCACACGCCCGCUUCCUCAUGACGGCCGACGAUGACAUAUUUGUCCACAUGCCCAAUCUGGUGAGCUACCUGCAGGACAUGAGCAGCAGAGGCAUCACAAACUUCUGGAUUGGUCGAGUGCACAGAGGAGCACCGCCCAUGCGCAGCAAAGACAGCAAGUACUAUGUGCCCUUCGAGAUGUACCCAUGGUUGUCGUAUCCUGACUACACAGCAGGGGCUGGGUAUGUUGUCUCCAGCGACGUAGCAGACAAAAUCUAUCAGGCCACACUGACCCUGAACGCCUCUCUUUACAUAGACGAUGUGUUUAUGGGCAUCUGCGCCAACAUCGUCGGUGUGACACCUCAAGAUCAUGUCUAUUUCUCAGGGGAGGGCAAGGCACCUUACCACCUGUGUAUCUAUGACCAGAUGAUGACCUCACAUGGUCACGUGGAGAAUAUCUAUGACUUGUGGAAGGCGGCGACACACCCACAGGUGAAACAGUGGACCUCUGGAGUCGUAGGCAAGCUGUACUGCACGGCCGUGAAAAUGGCUCUUCUUUGUAAACCUUCUUAUGUCAACACAUACCCCUGCAAAGCAGCUUUUGUGUAGAACUAUUCAGGUGUGUGUGUGUUUGAAUGUGUGUCAGGGAGUGACAGAGAGCGAAAGAGUGUGUCAUGGAGUGUGUCUGUGCAACAUAAUGAAAUGACGAACAUCGCUGCGAUUAUUACCUCAGUCCUUUCAGUCGGACACCAGCGUCUGUCACAAGACUGGAAAUGUGUUGUGUGAGGAAAAGAGGUCACAUGAUUUUUCUCUGUUACUGUUAGUGUGACAUCAACAACAUAUCAAUGACCACUGGUACAACAAUGCACUGACACUGGCUUUGAACUGACUGCAGAAUGUGUUAAAAAAAAAAUACAGGUCCUCUAAUCACGGCCUCUUCCUCUCAUUUACUUGCUUUAUUACAUUGAGAGUGAAAUAAUUACAUUUUUCUAAAAGCUUUUUAAACCCCUGAUGGCCCGAGGAGGACGUCUGUUUUUCUAAACUGAGGUGCAAGGCAGAAGCAACACGGGCAUGAUGUGUGAGUCAUAGUCGUAGAAAAAAGCGGCACAAUCUAAAAAAGGAUAACGUGUAAGUGACGAGACUUCCUGUGCAGUAAAGACCUACAGACUCUGGGCUCUUAACCAACAGUCAUGUUGUAGGAGGUUUCUUUUUUUUGUAAUGCAUUAGUGAUUUUUUUUAAUGAAAUAAAUCUACACUCUGUUUUAAGUGACAAAACAGAC
Paralichthys olivaceus (Japanese flounder) is the source of this 2411-nucleotide messenger RNA. RefSeq names its product lactosylceramide 1,3-N-acetyl-beta-D-glucosaminyltransferase A-like. The record is from RefSeq and is a predicted model, not a curated record. NCBI's taxonomy places the organism in Eukaryota, Metazoa, Chordata, Actinopteri, Pleuronectiformes, Paralichthyidae. Gene Ontology annotation, cellular component: Golgi membrane.